This is a messenger RNA of Lactuca virosa, 2164 nucleotides long. The record is from the annotation of a GenBank genome assembly. Lineage: Eukaryota; Viridiplantae; Streptophyta; Magnoliopsida; Asterales; Asteraceae.
AUGGAUGACUUUGAAGCACCAAAGGAGCUAAAGAAAUCCGGUAUGUACACCGAUGGUUCAACCUCUAUACCACUGUCAAUUCGCCUUUUGCAGGGUAUUAGAAACGAAAUUUUUGUUUGGCGUGGAGUGGUAAUUGGCACGCGCAUGGUCCAGCGGCAGGACAAUCCGGUGACUUCUCAUCUUCGACACCGUCUUCAGGGAAGAGACGAAGGGGUAGACCUCCCGGUUGUGGAAAUAAAUAACAGCUUGAUGCUUCAUGUAGUUGGAAUUUGAAACUAAUAUUUAUGCACACCACCUGCUCGAUAAAAUGCCUGAACCGAAUCUUAUUAUUUUUUCCUUUUUAAAAGCCCAUAAAAAUUUCCACGCCUGCUUCUUAGUUGCUGCAUAUCUCUCAAAUCGACCAGCUAAAUCCCCCACCGACACCGACUUCCAAAAUUGCAGCUUUAGCACCCUACAAAUUUGGCUACUCCAUUCAACACAACGGUUGUGUCGAGGUUUUUUUUUACUCCAGAACUACGAAUCGCUAGACUUUCAGCAAUUGAUUCGACACAACAAUGGUAUCAAGGGAUAGAAAAGGACAAGCAGGAUGGAGAUAUUAUAAAUAUUGAUGUCACCGUUUACUUAGAUAAAUGUUGAUGAAGCCACAAAACGACUUCUAGAGGUCACUGAACAAUGCUUGGAGAGAGUUGCCUUCCACUAUUACAACAGAUUUCGCCACAUGGGCAACAACGGAUAUUGUUCGAUGCCUAAUCUUCAACUAAGAAUCAGGACUUAUGGAAUCUAAGAAAGCCGACAAUUGAACUUAUUAACAUACUGGAACACACACUAAUCAACAAAUUGAUUUUGUUUUUUUUUUUUUUUUUUUUGCUGUGGUGACUUUGCUUUUAUCAGAUACGUGUGUUGUCAUAUUAUCAAAUGUUUUUUGAGCUAGCCAAUGUUAUACUUAGACAACACUUAAUGAGGAAAAAACCAUGAAGUAUUUGAUCCGUGGAAUCCGGCUCUUCGGUUCGAUCCCAUCAACCAAAGGAUAAACCCAUGAAGUAUAUAUUUCGAUAAAUAGCUUAUCCGACAACAAAAAAAUUAUCCAUGACGAAACAAUAUUACUGCCCCAUAACAAUACUCAAACUAUAAACAAAUAGUUGAUCAAACAACAUUUACAAAAAGAACAAACAACAGAAAUCCGACCCCGCAACGCGGGGACUCCCCACGUAGUUUUAACUAUGAUGGAGUGAGUCUUACCGAUUCCUUUGUCUGUUUUAGGUCGCCAGCUUCACAUUCUGUUUACAUUCUUGUGACUUUUUUUCUUGAGCAUUUAUAUUUUUUUACCUUGACCUUGAUAUAACAUAUGAUAAAAAGAUUGAAUUUUAUACAGUUUUUGGACAGGCUUUGACCAAGUAUUUGAUAUGUUUUAUCCAUUAAGUGUUGUCUUUUUCCAUUGUCUCAGUUUUCCGAUUUCAAGUUUUGAUUUCCAAUUUCAAUUUUGGCGGGGAGAGAGAAUUAAGCGAACAACGUAAACAGAAUGUGAAGCACAGAUGGAGAUCAUUAGUAUUUUGAAGAACAAAGAUGGUACAGAGGAGGUAAGCAUUUGAUCCAUUCGGUAGACGCACAAAGAGCCAUAUUGGUCGAUCGCCUUUUAAUGAGAAAAAAAUAACCCCUUAUUAUAGAUCUUUUACUGAAAUCAACAGAAGAUGACCUAAAAACAUGGCCAUACAGGUUACGGGAAGAAAUUAUUGGAAGUGUCAAAAGAUGGGGAAAAUGGGAGAGAAAUUGAAUGUGGACUUCAUCAUAUCAACUGGUGACGACUUUUACGACGAUGGAUUAACAUAGAAUAAAGAUCCUUUUGUUUGUUGAAUCAGUUAGUGAAAUAUAUACAACAAAGAGCUUACAAAAACAAUGCUACUCAGGAGCCUGCUAAGCAGAGGACCAAUGCAUGCAAUUUAGACAGACCACAUAUGUUUGCUCAAAUUAAGAAGUUCAUGAAAGUUUCAAAUGAGUGGCCCCCUCCUGAAAUGAAGCCGUAUACAACAUGUGUAUUUAUUUGAAUUAACUUAGUUUAUUGUUAUGUAGUAAUGUUAUAUAGUGAAGACGAAUAUUUGAUUUCUUUUUCUAUUAAAAAUCUUGAUAAAUAAACUGGUAUGCAAUCUAUUUAUUGUUUGUUUUUGAC